CAACGAACCAAGCUAGACGAUAAGUUGCUAUCCUGCUUGUUAACAAGCUAUUGUGAGGAACGCCAGUAAGAACUAGGAUACCUCAACAACAAAUAUAAGAUAUGGCUGCAAUCCGCAAGAAGUUGGUAAUUGUUGGAGAUGGAGCUUGUGGGAAGACGUGUCUUCUCAUCGUCUUCAGUAAGGACCAAUUCCCGGAGGUGUAUGUGCCUACUGUAUUUGAAAACUAUGUAGCAGACAUAGAAGUUGAUGGCAAACAGGUGGAACUGGCCUUGUGGGACACAGCAGGUCAGGAAGACUACGACAGGCUACGUCCCCUCUCUUACCCCGACACUGAUGUCAUCCUCAUGUGCUUCUCUAUUGACAGCCCUGACAGUCUUGAGAACAUUCCAGAAAAGUGGACACCAGAGGUGAAGCACUUCUGUCCCAAUGUUCCCAUAAUUUUAGUAGGAAAUAAGAAGGAUCUGCGAAACGAUGAGCACACUCGACGUGAACUUGCAAAGAUGAAGCAGGAACCUGUUAAACCAGAGGAGGGCAGAGACAUGGCAAACCGAAUUUGUGCAUUUGGAUACAUGGAGUGCAGUGCCAAGACAAAGGAUGGCGUGAGAGAGGUCUUUGAGAUGGCCACCAGGGCGGCGCUGCAGGCCAGGAGAGGGAAGAAAAGCAGUAAAUGCCUCUUGCUUUAAACCCCGAGAGGACUUUGCAUUUUACAGCAGGGAGGGGUUUUGACAGGAGUUUCCCCUCUGCCUGCCUGCAAUGACUGUGCUGACCCGUUAUUCUUAAAGAUGUACUGCUUUUUAUUUUAUGUCUUUUAAAUGAAACAACGUGCAACAAGUUACAUAAGUUUUCAACAGUAUUUAAAGAGGUAGAUCAGGAGAAUGCUGUUAAACUGUACUGAAAUGAAUGAUUGAACAUGCCAUAUUAAGGGUGGUUCCACCCAGUUUUUCCUCGUUUCAUCCACAUGCUCUUGUCCCGCAGGUAUUAAGAAAGUCAAGGCUCAUCGCAUUGUACAGCUUGCGUGUGCGUAGCUUCAGCUGAAUAAAAACUGCGUCCAUCUGUGAAAAUAAUUAAAUCAAUAGCUGUCAGUUAACUGAGUCAAACUAUUAUUAGUGAAUGUGUGCUCAUAUGCAUUGCAUCAGCAAUGUAUUUGAGUACUGGAAAGUACAUAAACAUGACUUGUAUCUAAAGCUGAUAUGUUGAAUUUUAUUUGGUUACAUGUAUCACAUUUAUAACAGUGCACUCACAUUUAAUGUAUGUGUUGUUUCCAUGUACGUUUUUUUUUUUUUUUUUUUCUUUCAAGCUCAGCUUCAUUGUUUCCCACCAAAGAUGCAGCCAGUAACUUUUUAAAAAUCAGGUAACUGCAUAGGCGGAGUGUGACUACCCUCCUCCUUUGAAGUUGUUUGACUGAGCACAUUUGUAAGAUAUUUAAGAACAGGUGGAACUUCCCUUAAACUCAUACCGAGCCAAUCACUCUGGGGGGGCAGCAAGUUUGACUCUCAAGUCUGGUCUGCCUAACAAGCACAUUGACCAUUUUGCUAGAGCUCCUCAUACAAAGAGUUUAUUGUAUACACUGUGACCAACUGGUCGUACAAUUAGUUUGUAUAAGAAAUAUGCAAUUGAUGCUUCAAAUUGUUCAGGACCAAUAUGCUAUACAGAAAGGGCAUAUUUUAUUUCAUGUAAUGCAUACACAUGGAUAAGACUUGAAACUCAGUUUUUAUUUUUGUCCU
Messenger RNA from Chanos chanos (milkfish), 1724 nucleotides. Its product is annotated as transforming protein RhoA. Gene Ontology annotation, molecular function: GTP binding; GTPase activity. The coding region runs from base 102 to 683 and encodes 193 amino acids. The record is from RefSeq and is a predicted model, not a curated record. Lineage: Eukaryota; Metazoa; Chordata; Actinopteri; Gonorynchiformes; Chanidae. Gene Ontology annotation, biological process: small GTPase-mediated signal transduction. The transcript has 5 exons.